Messenger RNA from Trichosurus vulpecula (common brushtail), 4958 nucleotides. It is a transcript of the gene NCKAP1L, whose product is annotated as NCK associated protein 1 like. Bases 89 to 3493 code for a protein of 1134 amino acids. NCBI's taxonomy places the organism in Eukaryota, Metazoa, Chordata, Mammalia, Diprotodontia, Phalangeridae. The record is from RefSeq and is a predicted model, not a curated record. Gene Ontology annotation, cellular component: SCAR complex. The transcript has 31 exons. Gene Ontology annotation, biological process: cell morphogenesis; cell projection assembly; neuron projection morphogenesis.
ACAGGCCAGUUCUCCCCACCCUGGGCCUUUGGGUGACUCUAGUGAUCCAGUCUUACAGCGAGAAAUCCUCCCUAGCUCAGCGGUCAUCAUGUCGAUGACCUCCUGCUACCAGCAUAAGCUGACCGAGAAACUCACCAUCCUAAAUGACCGAGGGCGUGGGGUUCUCAUUCGAAUUUAUAACAUCAAGAAGACUUGUUCAGACCCUAAAUCCAAGCCACCGUUUCUCCUGGAAAAGUCCAUGGAAUCAUCUGUCAAGUACAUCAGCAAGAAAUUCCCCAACAUAGAUGUCCGAAGCAGCACGCAACACUUAGGACCUGUUCACAGGGAUAAAGCAGAGAUUGUCAGAUUCCUCACCAGCUAUUACCAAUCAUUUGUAGAUGUCAUGGAAUUUCGGGAUCACGUAUAUGAGCUUCUCAACACCAUUGAUGCCUGCCAGUGCCAUUUCGACAUAAACCUCAACUUUGACUUUACUCGGAGCUACUUGGACCUAAUUGUGACCUACACUUCAGUUAUCUUGCUGCUGUCACGGAUUGAGGACCGGAGGGUACUCAUUGGCAUGUAUAACUGUGCCUUUGAGAUGACACAGGGGCACAGUGACCCCAGCUUUGCUCGUUUGGGCCAGAUGGUUUUGGAAUAUGAUCAUCCCCUCAAGAAGCUGACAGAGGAGUUUGGCCCCCACACAAAGGCUGUUAGUGGGGCCCUCCUCUCCCUGCACUUCCUCUUUACUCGAAGGAACCAGGGUGCUGAGCAGUGGCGGAGCGCCCAGCUUCUGAGCCUCAUCAGCGCUCCCCCAACCAUGAUCAACCCUGCCAGCUCAGAUACGAUGGCCUGUGAGUAUCUCUCCUUAGAGGUGAUGGAACGUUGGAUUCUUAUAGGGUUCCUCUUGUGCCAUGGGUGCCUUAAUGCCAACCCCCAAUGCCAGAAACUGUGGAAGCUGGGCCUGCAAGGCUCCUUGUACAUCACCCUCAUCCGAGAGGAAGUACUUCAGGUACACAAGGUCACUGAAGACCUGUUUGGCAGUUUGAAAGGGUAUGGCAAACGAGUGACAGAUAUAAAGGAAAGCAAAGAGUAUGUGGUGAAUAACAGUGGCCAAUUUCAUUGCCAGCGCCGACAAUUUUUGAGGAUUGCUGCGAAAGAGCUGGAGACUGUGUUAAUGGAUGAACCAGGACUCCUGGGUCCCAAGGCCCUUUUGGCCUUCUUGGCUCUGUCCUUUAUCCGGGAUGAGGUCAACUGGCUGAUUCGCCAUGCAGAAAAUGUCACCAAGACAAAGACGCCGGAGGACUAUGCUGACCCGCAUAUCGCAGAACUGCUUUUCUUGCUGGAGGAGUUGAGAGGUCUGAUCCAGAGACACAUCAAAAUCAUACAGCGCUAUCACCUUCAAUACCUUGCCAGGUUCGAUGCUCUUGUGCUCAGUGACACCAUCCAGAACCUGUCAGUCUGCCCGGAAGAGGAAUCCAUCAUCAUGUCUUCCUUUGUCAGCACUCUCUCCUCUCUUAACCUCAAACAAGUUGACAGUGGAGAAAAGUUCGAUUUUUCUGGACUGAGGUUGGAUUGGUUCCGACUACAGGCAUAUACCAGUGUGAGCAAGGCCCCCCUGCACCUGUAUGAGAAUCCUGACUUGGCCAAGGUGAUGAAUCUCAUAGUCUUCCAUUCUCGAAUGUUGGACUCGGUGGAGGAGAUACUGGUGGAGACCUCUGAUCUCUCCAUCUUUUGCUUUCAUCUCCGUACCUUUGAGAAGAUGUUUGCUUCAACCCUGGAGGAGCCUACCAUGCUGCGCUAUGCCAUUGCCUUCCCCCUGAUCUGUGCCCAUUUUGCCAAUUGCACCCAUGAGAUGUGUCCAGAGGAGUAUCCCCACCUGAAGAACCAUGCCCUUCACUACUGCAAUUCCUUCCUGGAAGAUCUGGCUAAGCAAACGAGCAACUGUGUCCUGGAUAUCUGUGCUGAGCAGCGAAAUCUGAGUGAGCAGCUGCUGCCUAAGCACUGUGCCACCACCAUCAGCAAAGCCAAGAAUAAGAAGACCAUGAAACAUAAGCAGACCCCUAAAAAGGGAGAACCUGAGAGGGAUAAGCCAGGAGCUGAGAGUCAUCGAAAGAACCGCAGUGUUGUUACAAAUAUGGACAAGCUACACUUGACCUUGACGGAGCUGGCCCUGACCAUGAACCAUGUGCACAGUUUCUCUGUUUUUGAACAUACCGUCUUCCCUUCUGAGUAUCUCAGCAGCCAUCUGGAAGAAAGGCUCAACAGAGCCAUGGUGUGGCUGGCCAGCUACAAUGCCACGACCCAGGAGAUUGCAAGACCCUCUGAAGUACUGGCAGGUGUCAAGGCAUACAUUGGUUUCAUCCAGUCACUGACCCAGUUCCUGGGUGCAGAUGCUUCUCGGGUUAUCCGGAAUGCCCUUCUGCAGCAGACACAGCCGUUGGACUCCUCUGGGGAGCAGACCAUUACCACCCUCUAUACCAACUGGUACCUGGAGAGCCUCCUGAGACAAGCCAGCAGCGGGACCAUCGUUCUUUCCCCAGCCAUGCAGGCUUUCGUCAGCAUCCCCAGGGAGGGGGAGCAGAGCUUCAGUGCUGAAGAGUUCUCUGAUGUUUCUGAGAUGCGGGCUUUGGCUGAGCUCCUGGGACCCUAUGGUAUGAAGUUUCUAAGUGAGAACCUGAUGUGGCACGUGACUUCCCAGAUUGUGGAGCUGAAGAAGCUGGUGGUGGAAAACAUGGACGUGCUGGUACAGAUUAGGUCCAAUUUCAGCAAGCCGGAGCUCAUGGCCUCUCUGUUGCCCCAGCUGACUGGAGCUGAGAAUGUGUUAAAAAGAAUGACCAUAAUUGGGGUCAUCCUCAGCUUUAGGGCCAUGGCCCAAGAGGGCCUCCGAGAGGUUUUCUCUUCCCACUGCCCAUUCCUCAUGGGCCCUAUUGAGUGCCUGAAGGAUUUUGUUACCCCAGAUACAGAUAUAAAGGUGACUAUGAGUGUCUUUGAGCUGGCCUCUGCUGCAGGUGUGUGCUGUGACAUCGACCCCACCUUGGUGGCUGCCAUUGCCAACCUGAAAGCAGACACUUCGUCUCCUGAGGAGGAGUACAAGGUAGCCUGCUUGCUCCUGAUCUUCCUUGCGGUUUCAAUCCCUCUCCUUGCCACAGACCCCUCUUCUUUCUACAGCAUAGAGAAGGAUGGCUACCACAACAACGUUCACUGCCUGACCAAAGCCAUCAUCCAGGUGUCCGCAGCCCUGUUUACUCUUCACAACAAGAACAUCGAGACUCACCUCAAGGAGUUCCUGGUGGUGGCCUCUGUCAGUCUUCUCCAGCUGGGACAGGAGAUGGAUAAACUAAAGUCCAAGAAUCGUGAAUCUAUUUCUUUGCUUAUGCGCUUGGUGGUGGAAGAGUCCUCUUUCCUUACCCUGGACAUGCUGGAGUCCUGCUUCCCCUAUGUUCUGCUCCGAAAUGCUUACAGAGAGGUUUCCCGUACCUUCUAUCUGAGCAGAAUGUCUGCCAAUGCCCACUGAGGGGACUGCUGGACCUCUCCCCCUCCUGUGGUGUAAUGGAGACUGGCAUGCUGGAGGCCAAACAAGCCUUACUUCCACUCUGGGCCAGGCUGCAGAAACAGAAGGGACUGGUGGGAGAGAAAGGAACAGGGAAGAGGGAGGGUCAGUGUGGGCUGAUGGGUGAGGGGUGAUCUCAGAGCAAAAGGGGAGGGUAACGGGAAAACUUAGGGUCCGGGGGUUCCCCUUUGUGAAAUUUACAUGUGUGAUAUACAGAUGAAGUGCAAACCCAUAGACAAAUGAGCUUCUCUUUCUUCUGGAGAGAGCUUGGGGCUUGACUGGUGUCUGGUCCGUCCACCCUUCAUCCCCACUGUUUAUGGCUAUUCCAGUAUGAUGCUAGUCCAACAGAGGUGAUCAAUCAUCAUAUAAACCAUAAUGAUUUUAUAAUCCUCCCUCUGGAGCUUCCAUUGUCUCCCGCACAUUCAUUAGGGCAAUUAUCUCCUCUCUUCCUCUCACAAAUCUGUUCAGCAAACAGCCUGCUCCCACAAGCCUAGUAACUGAAGACCAGUAGCCUCCCACCGGGGACCCUGCACAGGUGACUGUCCCACCCCCAGCUCCAAUGCCUCCUCUGUCUGGUGACCCAUUGGACCUUCGGGCUGCGAGACCCCUGCAGGGGUCAUUGAGUCCCUCAAGCAGCUUCCCUGGGCAGCCACAACGGGGCUGGUCCUUUAAUUUUCUACUGAAGCCCACGAUCUUAGAUUUAGAGUUGGUAGAAGGGACCUUAGGGAGUCAUCUGGUCCAAUCUCAUUUUACAGAUGAGGAAACGGAGAGCCAGAGAGAAAAAAAAGACCUUGGGAAGGUCAUAGUGGCAGGGCCAAGGGCAAAGAGGACCUCUCCUCUGCCAACUCAGUUGUCUAUAAUAGAUGGGAAAAUGUUGCUUUUUUUGUGCCCUUAAUCUCCUCUUUACUUCUUUAAAACCAUAGCAGCUCAGAGAGGGGCCUAUGGCCCCUAACCACCUUGUACCUCAAAGGUACAGAAGGACUGAGACCCCCAGGUCUCCGUACUGCCCUAGGGCAAAACUCUUUCCUUUCUGGUCACCAGAUAAUUCACCCUCCUCCCUGGGGUGGGGGGAGCCUUGGGCAGGGAUUUCCCUUUCUGUGUCUCCGUUCUCAUUAGUCUGAGCCCAGGCAUCCUUCAGGGAGCUGAAUUGUUUCAACUUUAGCCUUUUCUGCACUAAUUGGAGUUUCAAUUGUCAGGGAGCCUGGGGCAUUCCAGAUAGCACUGGACUUUGUUAGCAAAUAACUGCCUCCAUCUGUCAUUUCCUUGCAGCUUCUGCUAGGGAAGAGUCCAGGCCACUGAUCUAGAGUGGUGGGAAGAGAACAAUUAACAAGAGGAUUAAUUGGGGUUCUAAAUAUAUUACUGUGGUGAAUGGGGAAUCACUGAGUUUUAGUGAAACCAUUUUGGACUUCAUUAAAAAUCUGUACCUUCA